GUGAUGGAAAAUGUGUUAUUUGUGAUUCAUAUGUUAGACCAUGUACUUUGGUACGGAUAUGUGAUGAAUGCAAUUAUGGAUCCUAUCAAGGUCGCUGUGUGAUUUGUGGUGGACCAGGCGUUUCAGAUGCUUACUAUUGCAAAGAAUGUACUAUUCAAGAAAAAGAUCGUGAUGGAUGCCCCAAAAUUGUGAACCUUGGAAGUUCAAAAACAGACUUAUUCUAUGAAAGAAAAAAAUAUGGCUUUAAGAAGAGAUGACAUUUAGCUUUCUUUUUGUCAUACUAUUUAUCAAGUUUCAUUCUUCAUAAAAUUGUCUUUAUUAUUCAAAUAAAACUAUAAUUUUAUUACUUGCAUAUAAUGCA
Stegodyphus dumicola is the source of this 361-nucleotide messenger RNA. RefSeq names its product PHD finger protein 5a (gene Phf5a). Lineage: Eukaryota; Metazoa; Arthropoda; Arachnida; Araneae; Eresidae. The record is from RefSeq and is a predicted model, not a curated record. Gene Ontology annotation, biological process: mRNA splicing, via spliceosome.